CUCCGCGCAAGUACACGCCUGUCCAGCGGUGUGAUGCCGCAGCUCCCACGGGCUGCACUGUGGAGAAGCGGACUUGCAUCCUAAAGCCUCUCUCUCUCUCUCUCUCUCUCUCUUUCUCUCCUGGUUUUUAUCGUCCACCUCAUUGCAGUCUUAUCACGUCCCCCCUCUUGCUCUGAUACCCCCUCCCUCUCUCCCCAUCCGCCUCAGCAGCUACAGGAGAGAGAGCGGGAGAGAGAGAGAGGGAGAGAGAGAGAGAGAGAGUGCGGCUGAAUGUGAACGACAUGUCGACAGUCAGCCUCUAAAGUGUUUUCUCGGUCGUUCCUUAAUUCUUUGGCGGCGGACUGAGUGAGUAUUGCCCGCAUCCCUGCUCUGCUUAUCGUCGCUGUGUGUGGAUCAGAGAGAGAGAAGCUGCUGCUGCUGCUGCUGGUUGUUGGGAAGAGACACACAGACAAUGGGGAAUGCAAUUGGAUUGCGUUACUCUUGCCAAGGAUUUUCAUACAUAGCUUGUGCUGUGAAGGGCCAAUGACGGGCUGUAGCCCCAGGCUGCUGCGCUGAGAAGCAGAAGUAAGGAGGAUGCAGUGGGUCACUCUGGCAGUGGCCCUGGGGUGUGUGUGUGUGUCGUGGGCAUCGCACACCCCCACCCCCACCCCCACCUCCACGCACACCCCUCUGGUGGACAACUCCGAGGAGGAAGUGGACGAGCCUUGCUUCGAGCCCUGCACGUGUGAGGUCAAAGAGGGCGUGCUGCACGUGCACUGCGAUGGGCGGGGCUUCACCAAUGUCAGCCAGGUGUCACAAUCAUGGGUCCGCCCUUUCAAACUCAACCUCCAGAGGAACUCUCUAAGGCGUCUCUAUAGCAACGGGUUUCAGCACCUUGGCAACGCAGUGUCGAUAAACCUUGGCAACAAUGCACUCCAGGACAUCCGAGUGGGAGCUUUUCAUGGGCUGGCCAAACUGAGACGCCUGUAUCUCCACGAGAACAAGCUGGAGGUCUUCAGAAAUGACACCUUCGCUGGCUUAGAGGCUCUGGAAUACCUCCAGGCUGACUACAAUGUGAUCAAACGAAUUGACAGCGGCGCUCUGAGGUUCCUCUACAAGCUCCGGGUUCUCAUCCUCAAUGACAACCUGAUCCCCGUCUUACCUGCUCAUUUGUUCAGAUCUGUGUCUCUGACUCAUCUGGACCUGCGGGGAAACCGUCUGAAGAGCCUAGCAUAUGCUGGGACCCUGGAGUACAUCGGUCGCUCCCUGAUGGAGCUACAGCUCGAGGAGAAUCCUUGGAACUGUGGCUGCGAGGCAGUGCAGCUCCAGCAGUGGCUGGGUCAGAUCCCCUACACGGCCGUCGUUGGGGAUGUUACAUGUGAAUAUCCCUUCCAUCUUCACGGCAAGGACCUGCGGGAAAUCCCGCGAAAGGAGCUGUGUGCAGUUCUGCCGGAUAAAGAGCUUCAAGGAGAGGGGGGCGGCACGUCGACAGGAUCACAGCCCCAACAUUUGCCUCCUAUCUCGAAACCCAACUCCCACCCAGGGCGAGUCAGACCAACUAAACCCUCCUCUAUGGUCCAUGGCUCUCGCCAGAACACUCACACUUCUUCCACAUCGUCGUCUUCUUCCUCGGCAGAGCGUAAAGACAGGGACAGGCACCUGAGACCGACUAAAAGGCCAAGACCCUCGAGAAUAUCCCCUACACCUCGCAGCCUGAUUCCCAACCAGAAUCCCCCGGUGGCCGGCUACCAAACACGGCCCCCCAUCCCCAUCAUCUGUCCCCUGGGCUGCACUUGCAACCUGCACAUCACAGACCUCGGCCUGACUGUCAACUGCAAGGAGAACGGCUUCGUCAACGUGUCCCAGCUCACGCCUCGGCCCCUCAAUGGCCGCAAGCUUUACCUGAGUGGGAAUUUAAUUCAAAGGAUCUACCGUACAGACUUCUGGAAUUUCUCCAGUCUCGACCUGCUUCACCUGGGGAACAACCGCAUCUCCUACCUUCAGGAGGGGGCGUUCUCCAGCCUGACAAGCCUGAGGAGCCUCUACCUGAAUGAGAACAACCUGGAGAGGCUCAGCCCGCACGUGUUCCUGGGGCUGCAAAAUCUAAGGUUCCUUUAUUUUGAGUAUAACGAAAUCCACGAGAUAGAUCCUGGGACGUUGGACACCAUGCCGUCCCUGCAGCUGUUGUUCCUCAACGCCAACCUCCUGCGGAGCCUCCCUCUCGGUGUGUUUUCUGGAGUUAAUCUGGCUCGACUCAAUCUGAGGAACAACCACCUUUUGCAGCUUCCUAUGGAGGGCGUGCUGGAGCACUUAACCAGACUCGUGCAGGUGGAUCUGCAGCAGAACCCGUGGGAGUGCAACUGUGAAGCGGCUCCGCUCAAGCGCUGGCUGGAGGGGCUCAGCGCCGUGGUGGUGGUGGGAGAGGUGGUCUGCCAUUCCCCGGAGAAGACCAAAGGCGUCGAUCUGCGCUCCCUCUCCAUGGAGCUGCUCUGCCCCGAGCUGGAGACGCAGGAGGACCAGGAGCGCGAGGAGCACACGGCCACCUCCACAGCUGCAGACACAGGUGUAUCGGUUGGCUACCCGAGCUCAGGGCUGGGCCCCCUGAUCCCUCCGGGGAAGGAUUCAAUCCCUCUGUCGGUGUUAGUGCUCAGCCUGCUGGUGUUAUUUGUCUCUGCGUUCUUCGCAGCAGCGGCACUAAUCGCCUAUGCCCUGAGGAGGCGGGACAAGCUGCCAUUCCGUCGCCAGGGAGAGGUGGACUUGGCCGGCAUCCAGAUGGAGUGUGGCAUAUUCACCGAGCAGACGCACCAUCACCACCACCACCACCACCACCACCACAGUCUUCCAGAGACUCCGCCUCUGCCUCCGCCGGAACACAAUCACGUCUAUGACACAAUCAUGCCCCCAGUGGCGGCAUCCAAGGGUUCCGACCACGGCGCAGCCUCGCACGUGUGUGGCAGCGGCGGCAGCGCCACCUACAAGGAGGAGCAGGACGCGGCGGUGAAGCAGCGGCCGCGGCAGCAACAGGCGUUCGCCGCCUCCAAAGAGAGCGAGGGAGGGUACCACUCUGCAGCAGAGAAGGAGAGGGACUGGACUCUGGAGGUGUCCUCGUCACCCAUCAGCACUGUUACAGGAGCAAUGGGACCACUUGCCGAUCUCCACGGCAACGGCAUCCUCUGCCCCACCGUUAUAGACAGCCAGGGCCCCACCCCUAAAGUUGAACUGGUGGACUGCCUCUUCAGACUCCCCACCCCAGAGUUCAGAGACCUGCCAGAUAGGUACGCCAGGCCCCCGCCCCGCUACCCGCACCCCCAAGACUCUAAACAGGACACCAGACCCGACCCAGUGCUCGUGGUCACCACAAUCGGCUCCACAGCGGGCGGGAGCAACGGCAGCCAGAGCGAGCAGGCUGCAGGGGAGCAGCAGGCCAGGCUGAGGACCACACCAGACUACAUGGAGGUGCUGGACCGCUCGUACCAGUUCUAACACUUCUACUCCUCCCCCUCCCUUCCACUCCUCCACUGUUACCCCACUUCUCAUGUCUCCUCAUCAUCUCCCUCUUGGGCGAUGAAUCAUCCACUAACAAUGACUCCUGUACAAAGGCUGGCAUGACUUUCAGAGGACCCUGUGGGGAAGCAGGACUACACCACCACACACUAUGUUUAUACCUGGAUAACGAGCUGAGGUCAGUUUUUCUAUUUUCCCCACUACUGGCGUAUAGAUUUGGAAAGGAUUUGCUGAACCCAGAUCUCAGCCUGGAGGCAAAACCUCAGCUGCAGCUACUACAGUAUUUUAUUUCUCCUCCAUCCAUCCAUCCACCACACAACUGUAAAGAACCAAGGCUCUGUGCGUCUACUCGGCGCCACAGUGAGCAUGAGAUGGUGUGCCGUGGUGGUGGUGGUGGGUGUUAAUGUUCAUGUUUUUUUCACUCUCGAAAAAGACCUAUGUGGAGAUGAAACACACACCAGAACUUUGCAACAUCCAACACAGAGUCACGGACGACGACGAUCAGACGACGCAGAGCGAGCCGCACGGACGCAUAGGAGGAAGGGGGAAGCGACGGAGGCAAAGUGAAAAGGGGAGGGGGAAAUUAUUGAAAAACAGCCAAGUGCCUUAGCAAUGAACAGCCAGCAGUGUGGUCAAUGCUUAUUUUUCUAUGAAUACAGAUCUAUUUAUCUAAACAAAGAGGUUUGACUACCAACAGAUGGUACGCUGAUGGACGACUGAGAAUAAAAACCAAUCAAAGCCGCCGAAUAAUUGCAUUCCCUGGAUGAGCCAAAAAUAAUAAUGUACCCAGUCAAUAUUGGAGUUGUUUGUAUGCAGUUCAGUUCAUUUUCAUCUCAUUCAGUUAACUUAAUUUGCUUAUCCCGUUGAAUUUUUACAGAGAUAGACGAGGGGACUUAACCGCGAACAGUUGGUUCCUGUGCGAAAUUAUAUAUAUAUACAUAUAUAAAAAAAACUUCCUGGAAACGAAAGAAAGAAAUUUGUUUUGUUUUUUUUGAAUGCGAGACAAACUAAAGGAAGGACGACGACACAGAAGGACACUGUGGCAACGGAUGCUUUUUUGGAUUUCUUAAUCAGCUCGGGCCAUGGGGACCUCUACGCUUUUCUUUUAUUGGAAAAAGGCAUCAAGGUCAUUGUAUUGGGGUUUUUUUUAAAGUUUUUUUUAGUAUUUCUCAGAGGAAAAUUGAACGGCAAAAAAAAAAAAAGGACUAAAACCAGGACAUGAAGGCUUUUUUUUGUUUCUUGUUGUUUAACAAAAUGACAGACGCUUCUCUUCACUUAUCGAUUAUCUUUUACGGAGGUACCUUUUUAUGCUUUUAUCUCCUACCAAUAGUAGAGGCAGUUGUGAAUAUAUUUAUUCUUAGUUUUUGCGUGUUGAAGCUCCUGUAAGGGAUCAUGGUAUAUUAAUGUAUAGGAUGAUUCUGCAUCUGGUUCAGCCUUCUUACCGCCGACCCAUGAAAUACAAUAAAGGGUGCUAUGUAAAAAAAA
Solea senegalensis (Senegalese sole) is the source of this 4968-nucleotide messenger RNA. RefSeq names its product SLIT and NTRK-like protein 3. Gene Ontology annotation, biological process: regulation of presynapse assembly; positive regulation of synapse assembly; axonogenesis. The record is from RefSeq and is a predicted model, not a curated record. The transcript is spliced from 7 exons. NCBI's taxonomy places the organism in Eukaryota, Metazoa, Chordata, Actinopteri, Pleuronectiformes, Soleidae. Gene Ontology annotation, molecular function: protein binding. Bases 574 to 3462 code for a protein of 962 amino acids. Gene Ontology annotation, cellular component: postsynaptic density membrane; GABA-ergic synapse.